This is a messenger RNA of Malaya genurostris, 1018 nucleotides long. Its product is annotated as translocator protein. Gene Ontology annotation, cellular component: mitochondrial outer membrane. The coding region runs from base 131 to 661 and encodes 176 amino acids. The transcript has 2 exons. Lineage: Eukaryota; Metazoa; Arthropoda; Insecta; Diptera; Culicidae. The record is from RefSeq and is a predicted model, not a curated record.
GGCAUCACUGCGUAGCUGUGUGGCUAAAGCCGGUGGUGGUGGCCCAUCUUGCUUAAAUUGCAUUUUUCUUGCUAAUGUACCGGUAGAAACCUUAAUGAUAACAGCCUAAAUUGCUCAUAAAUUUUCAAUCAUGAGUCAACGUGACGAAAUCGUUAAAGUUAUUGGAGCAGUAAUGUUACCGCAAUUGGGUGGAUGGGUUAACGGGUACCUGACUCGUCAAGAAAUCAAAGGUUGGUAUCAGAAACUAAAUUUUCCGUCAUGUCGUCCACCAAAUUGGAUUUUUGGUCCGGUGUGGACUUCUUUGUAUGCCGGAAUGGGUUUUGCGUCGUAUCUUGUGUGGAGAGACGGUAAUGGCUUUGAUGGUGUCGCACGAGGACCAUUGAUAUUGUAUGGGGUACAGUUGGCAUUGAACUGGGGAUGGACACCAAUUUUUUUCAAACUACAUAACUUAAAAUGGAGUUUGGUAGAGCUAGGUGCACUAAGCUCUGCAGUUGCGAUAACAGGAUUUGCAUUUUUCAAUGUGAACAAAGUUGCUGGUUAUUUAUUCAUUCCGUAUUUCGCAUGGUGUUCAUUUGCGACAUGGUUGAAUUACAAAUUUUUUGAAUUAAAUCCAGAAUCCACUGCCACCAUCGAGGAGAUAAAGGAGAACAAGAAAAAAUGAUUUUAUCAUUAGAACGUGUAAAUUUUAUCAGAUACAAAACACAUUUUUAUGAUAACGUGCUAUGAUCUGUCAACAUUCACCUCGAAGAGGAAUUGUAGUGUGACUCAUAGAGUAUUAAUUUGAUCACGUGACGAAAACAUGAACAUUUCAAUUUUCUCUUACGACAAACCAACGGGUUACGAAUACUUCGGAAUUUUCACUAAAAGUGGAUGUUGACAGAAUGUCUGUAGUAUGUUAUAUAAAAACCACUAAAUAUAUCCAUAUAGAUUUAUUAGGUUUAACGAUAUUCUAAUAGGGUAAAGGCCAAUAGGGAUCCAUUAUUAACGUGAAAAACGAAAUAAAAUUAAUUCGAGGUGA